This is a messenger RNA of Branchiostoma belcheri (Belcher's lancelet), 3173 nucleotides long. RefSeq lists its product as uncharacterized. The coding region runs from base 1359 to 2699 and encodes 446 amino acids. The transcript has 10 exons. The record is from RefSeq and is a predicted model, not a curated record. NCBI's taxonomy places the organism in Eukaryota, Metazoa, Chordata, Leptocardii, Amphioxiformes, Branchiostomatidae.
GGGACGUAUAAGGAGACUACGCGAAACAUUCGUAAAAGUUUUGACUGUAUGUUUCCUGGUACACUGGAGGAGGCACAGGCUGCCAAGGCUGAAAUGACCGCCAAAAUAACUCAAGUGAAGGAGUUGAUGGGCAGCGUUCAAGAUACGACUACGACCGAGAUGAUGAGGUCUCUGCUCGACUGCUACCUGUGGACGCACGGCCGGAACACUUCGUCAUCCUCAUCCCCAUCCCCGCACUGCGACUACCAGCGCUGCGAGGACGACAGGCGGGAGCAGCAGCUUUUCAUCACCGCGCAAGACUCCCUGAAACACCUCCUACAGACAGCCCGCCACCACUCAAGCCGCUGCAAAGAGGACCUCCGGAUAGACAGCCUGCUUCUCCGGGGACACACGGGGAUUGUCAAGCUCAGAUGCCGCCGGGGCUGUUCACACCAAUGGACUUCAUCGCCGCAUAUCGGUCAACCUUUUUUGGUGAACCUGAGGUGAGCAAAUAUUUUGAAAAUUUAUUUUCAUGGAAGGUCUUCGUAAUAUAUUAUAAGGGUGCGUCCAGUUGGGUUUGUCCAUUUCUAAUGCGCUGUGUCUGUUCCAUUAUUUUUGGGAAGUAAAUGUUUACACAGACUUUACUACGAACGUCCCGUCCGUGUAUCUGCUUGGAGAUUUUCGUGGUGGGAUUUUACUUUACCAAGCAGAGGUUUGUUAUAUUUUUGGUGUGUUUUUAGGCUUUUUUUAUCGGGGUUUCUUUUUUGCACUGGAUUUUUUUUUCACCCAAACAAACCACCAAUGACAUCAUGUCCUUGUGUGUACGAAGUGCGGGGAGGGAGGGGGUAAUAAUAGUCAGGUUUGUCCCUUUCUCGAAUUCUCUGUUCCAUUGUUUGACCUCCAAGUGAUUUUUCAACACCUUUCUCUGGACAUUUUCCAUUGUCUGAUCUUCAAGUAAAUGUUUACAGACAUACUAUAAUUAAUAAAAAAUCCGGUCCCUGUAUCUGCUUGGAGAUUGUGCUGGCCGGAUUUUACUGUGUACGAAAUCUCUAAGCAGAUGUUAGGGGGUAUAGUUGGGUUUGUCCCUUGCUCUGCAUCUAGUCCAUUGUUUGAUCUUCAAGUGAAGACAUGUUUACCGGUCCCCGUAUCUGCUUGGAGAUUCUGUUGGUCGGAUUUCAUUGUGUAGGAAGCAGAUGUCUCCAAGCAGAUUGAGGCAUAGUUCUCGAGAAAAAAAAUAACACGCUACAUAGUCACAAUCUUGCCUCCAUAUCAUUUCAACAUUAUGAGAAAGUAAAUGAAAUAAAAUAUGGUUAUACUCUUUCACAACCAAAUCACAACCAAACUAAUAUAACUUUGCAUAAAUCAUUGUUUCACAACAUAUGCAGAAGGCUAGUUAUUUCCUGAUCUUUUUUUCUAAAUACAUGUACAUGUAUUUACAUGACACCUUUUUUCUCCCCAGGAUGGCACAUGCCUACAUGUCCAGCGGCAUUUUGCCAAACCAGUAUGAACGCAUAUGUACCAAUGGUGGAAUUGGCAUGAUAUCCGAAGAAAACCAGAAGAAAAGUAUGAUACUGUAUGGACAAGUCGUACGUGAGAAGAAGGAGGCUUCGAUGCUGAAUGCAAUGAAUGAGGAAUCAGAGCGGCGCAUCAGUGACAACAAACAGUUGCUGAACAUUGUCACUGAUGCGCGCCAUGCACAGCGCCGGAAUUCACAUAGAUCCGACAUCAUGGCAUUGGGCCAGAGCAAUCACCGUGUCCUGGCCCACAUGCCUGUAACAAAAGAAGAAGAGCGGUCGUCCCAGAAGCAUGAGUUCGUGGGGACUGGGAGGCUUUAUCAACAUUUUGACGGACUAGGCGUGCAGAUUGUUGAUCACGCGCACGACCGGAGUGCCGUGAUCAACAAACUAAUCCGGGAGAGGCCGCAGUACCCCGAUGGCAGCAAGACGAACAACUCAAAUGACACCUGGCACGCAACGAAGGCCAUCGCAAGGAAAUUCAAGAAAGUGUCCAGUGGAGCCAGGAGGAGCCAAGGAGUGACCUGGCACCCGCAGCUGGCAGAUAAAGGCGCACCAGUAAAAACCCACUUUUACUGGUGCAUGGCACGCUGCGGGGGCAGUGAGCAGGUGCUGAGGGACCUGCUCCUCAACAUCGUGGAGCACUAUCAAAACCAACAUGAGAACUGCCACCGAGAGUCGAGGUGUAGAACUGAUGCAAACUACCGCCCAAAACGGCUCAUCUUGACGGACCAGCGGGCGGUAGAGAUGCUCCGAACCUUCAUAACAAAACAAGAUGUCUACAAGAAUGCCAAGGACUACGUGCUGUGCAAGGAUACACUAUAUGUUGAGUCCUUCAACAAUAGCUGUCUACAGUACGUUGACAAGCGGAUUUUUUUCGGGGAUGUCAACUACAGUCUGCGAAUGGGACUCGCCGUGCUAGAUUGGAAUGAACACGUGGACAGACCAGCCACAUCGAGGUACCUCAGAUACACCGUGACCAAUCCCCGCCGUAACGAGGGCCAGAGGGUCCUCACUGCCAAGACCUACAGGUUCCUGCGUGACCUCCUGCUGACAUUCCUGGACAGGGUCCGGGCACUGGAGCGCCUGCCUCCCCUCCCCCCAAGGCGCAGGCAACGCCAGCAACAGCAGGAGCUUGAGGAUGGUGACCGAUACACGGACACCGACAGCGGGAGUGAUUACUCUGAAGAUGAACAGGAUGUGUAAAUCAGUAAUGUAGGUGCUGGUAUAAGUGCAGGAUUGCCUGCGUGCUUCUGUAUUAGUACAUUGUAAGUCAGAGAUCCCCUUGUAAAUGGUAUAAGUGCAGGAUUGCCUGCGUGCUUCUGUAUUAGUACAUUGUAAGUCAGAGAUCCCCCUGUAAAUGGUAUAAAUGCAGGAUUGCCUGCGUGCUUCUGUAUUAGUACAUUGUAAGUCAGAGAUCCCCUUGUAAAUGGUAUAAGUGCAGGAUUGCCUGCGUGCUUCUGUAUUAGUACAUUGUGAGUCAGAGAUCCCCUUGUAAAUGGUAUAAGUGCAGGAUUGCCUGCGUGCUUCUGUAUUAGUACAUUGUAAGUCAGAGAUCCCCCUGUAAAUGGUAUAAGUGCAGGAUUGCCUGCGUGCUUCUGUAUUAGUACAUUGUAAGUCAGAGAUCCCCUAAAUGUAAAUGGUAUAAGUGCAGGAUUGCCUGCGUGCUUCUGUAGUAGU